UCAGACAAGACAUGGAUAUGGAUUUGAUCAGGAAAGACGUGAUGGGGAUCAUUGCAGUCAAAGAUCAGCUAGAGAGACAAGUCUCAGCCUCUGCUGAUUCCCCGCCACCUACAGACUUGCAUGAGAGUUUGCAGAAGGUGAUAGGAGACAUGGAUUUGAUCAAGAAGGAAGUGAUGGAGAUCGUUGCACUCAACCAUCAGCAAGUCUCAUCAGCUGCUACUUCAUCAACAUCUUCUUCCAAGGUAUCUUCUCUCUCUAUGCCGAACAACACAACCAUGGUGGGUUUUGAUCAUAUCAUGAUUCAACUCAUGGAGAAGCUAGUUUAUGGAGAACAAAAUCGCCAAGUCAUCCCAAUCACGGGGAUGGGAGGAAUUGGUAAGACCACUCUUUCCGUAAAUGCUUAUAAACAUCCAUCUAUUAGUCACCAUUUUGAUAUUUGUGCUUGGGUUACAAUUUCUCAACAAUAUAACACAAAAGAACUUAUUUGGGAAAUUCUAUCCCAAGCCGAUAAACAAGGGUUGAUUCGAAUGAGCGAAAAAGAAGAAGAAGAAAUAGAAUUAGCGCUCCAUCAAUGUUUAACAAAUAGAAGGUAUCUAAUUGUGUUUGAUGAUAUGUGGAGUAUUGAGGCAUGGGAUGCGAUACAACGCUAUUUACCUGACAAUAGUAAUGGUAGUCGGAUAAUGGUGACAACUCGGCUAUCAAAUUUGGGAUCUCAAUUGGAUAACAGUUGUGGCCUUAAAAUGAAAUUUAUGGAUGAGGAAAGUAGCUGGAAUUUGUUUUGCAAAAUUGUGUUUGGUGGGAAAUGUUGCCCUUCGGAAUUAAAGAAAAUUGGAAAGAAGAUUGUGGAGAGUUGUAGAGGACUUCCAUUAUCUAUUGUUGUGAUGGGAGGUCUUGUGGAGAAAUUGGAACGAACCAAAGAGUGUUGGGAAUGUAUUGGGAGGAGUGUAAAUUCAUCAGUGAAUAUGGAGAAUGAUAUGCAUUGUUUGAAAUUACUGAAGUUGAGCUAUAACCAUAUGCCAAUUUAUCUUAAGCCGUGCUUUCUAUAUCUGGGAAUGUUUGAGGAUAGUAAAAUUCAGGUAUCGAGAGUCAUCGAGCUAUGGGUUUCUGAAGGAUUUUUAAAACCAAUAAACGGCAAGAGUAUGGAAACAAUUGCAAAAGAGUACUUAGAUGAACUAGUUGAUAGAAACCUAGUUCUCGUUCACAUGUUGGGGUCAACUGGAAACAUGAAGUACUGCAAAAUCCAUGAUUUGUUGAGAGACCUUUGCUUGAAAGAAGCUCAACAGGAGAGGUUUUAUGAUGUGGUCGGGCAGCAUAGUCCUCAAGGCACGUGUAGCCAACGACGUCUAGCUAUUCUGGGAAGUACUUCAAAGGAUCAAGUGGUUGAUGCCAUGAAAUCUAGACCAUAUGCCCGUACAUGCAUGAGUAUUCAUAAUAGAGUCCAUCCGUUGCCCUAUUUAAAAUUGUCGAGGACAUUGAGACUAUGCAAUAGAAAUGACUUUUCUCUGUGUGAAUAUUCUCUGAGAAAAUGUUUUCAGUUGGUUAAUUUGAGGCUUCUUGUCGUUCGUUUUGACAGGCGCUCUAGCCAAGUUCCUUCUAACAUGAAUCUCCUCUGGAAUCUGCAGACAUUAAUUGUUUCUUCUUUUCGAUUAAUUAAUGCACCGGUUGAAAUUUGGAACAUGUCUCAACUGAGGCAUGUUAAGGUCAGGCUUUCAACAUUGUAUCUCACAGAUCCUCCGAGUGACAACAUAGUGAUCAUGGAGAAUCUACAAACCCUCAAAGGAGUAAGGAAUUUCAAAUGUGAUGAGACGAUGGUUUGUAGAAUUCCCAAUAUCAAGAAAUUGAAAGUUUAUUAUCAUGAUGAUCACGUCUGCGCCCAGAAUAUCGAACGUCUGCAAAAGCUGGAAUCUCUAAGCUGCUAUUGGUUUCCAAGAUGUGAUUUGAUAAAGCUAACUCUUCCACCCUCUCUUAAGAGUCUAACUCUUGCAAGUACAGAUUGUAGAAUGGAAGACAUAUUGGAAAAGGUAAGUACAUUACCCCUUCUUCAAAAGCUCACCUUUAAAUAUGGAUGUUUCACAACAGGCAAAUGGGAAACGGUGGAAGGCCAAUUCCCCAGUCUCAAAUAUUUGUUACUAAGCAACAAUAAUUUGGAAUGUUGGACGAUGGAAAGCUCUCACUUCCCACGUCUCGAGCACCUUUGCCUUUUUUGUUUGGAAGAUUUGAAGGAGAUCCCUGCAGAAAUUGGUGAAAUUCCGACACUUAAAUCCGUGACUCUGUACAAUUGCAGUGAAUCGGCUACUAAGAGUGCGAAGAGAAUGGUAGAGGAACAAGAGGAAUUGCUAGGAGAAGAUCAACUCUCCUUCAAAGUCAAAGUUUACAUCCCCAAAGAUGACAACUGUGAGCUGCUGCGGAGCCUGACAACUCCCAACUUUGAAGUUUUUUGUGUGGUGGAAUCCCUAUGAUUGUUUUUUUUUUGAGAUUCCCUAUGAUUGUAAAUAAUAAUAAAGUUUUAUGUCUUUCGUGUUGCUCAAAAAGUCCUAUGAUAUUAUUAAUGUGGUCUUAGAAUCUCUCUUUUUUCAAUAAGCUAAUUUAAUAGUUUACUAUAUUCACAUUUUCAU
Salvia splendens (bonfire salvia) is the source of this 2615-nucleotide messenger RNA. RefSeq names its product putative late blight resistance protein homolog R1B-16. The record is from RefSeq and is a predicted model, not a curated record. Lineage: Eukaryota; Viridiplantae; Streptophyta; Magnoliopsida; Lamiales; Lamiaceae. Gene Ontology annotation, biological process: defense response to other organism. The transcript has 2 exons. Gene Ontology annotation, molecular function: ADP binding. The coding region runs from base 12 to 2459 and encodes 815 amino acids.